This is a messenger RNA of Eupeodes corollae, 3190 nucleotides long. RefSeq lists its product as uncharacterized. The transcript is spliced from 4 exons. The record is from RefSeq and is a predicted model, not a curated record. NCBI's taxonomy places the organism in Eukaryota, Metazoa, Arthropoda, Insecta, Diptera, Syrphidae. The coding region runs from base 365 to 2893 and encodes 842 amino acids. Gene Ontology annotation, molecular function: zinc ion binding.
UGGAAAGUGAAUUGAAUUUUUCUUUUGUUUUGGAUAUUUAUUUUCCUCCCUCACUCUCACCAUAAUCAUAACUGUUGAGUGUACCUGUACGGAAGACCGGCUUAUUAGCUCACCACUUUUUGUAUAUUUGACAUUAAAUAAACAAAUGUGUUAAAAGACAACAACGAAACUCGCGAGACUUUUACUUGAAUGAGUCAUUUAGCCCUUCGUUUGCUGGAAUUUUGUUUUAUUUGUUGAAAGUGAAAUUGACAAAAAAGAAUUGUGCCUUUCGUAAUGAAAUUAACUUAAAGUUCCUUAAACACCCAAGUGCUUGAAAUAUUUAACUUACUUCUCAUAGCAAUUGAAAAAGAAAAAAGAAAACAAAAUGGAUAAAGAAGACUCGUGUGUUGAGACUCCAGCAGCACCUGAAUGGCUAUCCAAAUUGGAAAGCCGCAGGGAGAAGCUUGUUCGUGGGAAGCUCGGUCAUGAAGCAGGAGCUGGAGCUCCAUGUAAUGAUUGUGGCGACAAAUGUCCAGGACUUGACCUGCACUUUUGGCGCAAAGUUUGUCGAAAUUGCAAGUGCCGCAAAGAUCUGCACAUGUGCCCAGAUGAUGAUCUUUCUGGCUGGGCCCAGUUUGAGAUUCUCGGCCAGAUAAGAUCGAAACCAGCAUUUAUGAAAAUCAAAGCUCUAGCCAAUCAACCUGUUCAACUAGAUUGGGUUCCUCCGAAUACAACACCAGACGUCGUUUCAGACUACAUGGACAAAUUAGGUACUACGCAAAUCCCUGUUGCUGGUAGUGAUGCAGCAGCCAAACGCAAACAACAACUUGAAUUCCAAGUUCCACCUCACGACUUGGAUGCGGCCUUAUGUGACAAUCUAACAGAAUCGGAAACAAAUCAACUGCAGCAUUAUGUUCAGAAAAUUCGAGAGAAUUGUGUCGGCCAAGGAAAUGUUGUAAGAGUGGGCAAUGUUAUGCAUGGUAAAUUAGGCCAUGUUGCAGGUGUUGUUCAGGAAGAUGUACCACUUAGUGCUCAGCAGAUAAAGGCAAUCGAGAUGCUACACGAACUUCCAUCAGCGAUCACCGCUGAUCCAAUUCUGGUGGAUAUUUUGAAAUCCGAGAUACUCACUUCGGCUCUUGUUAGUGAGGUGGCUUGUGCUUAUCCAAAAACAUUUGUGGCAUUUUCUGAACCUCUGAGUCAGGACGAAAUGGAAAGCGCUCCAGUUGGAAUUCGUCAAAAGGUACGUGAGCUGAACAAAGCUGCCAUCAUUAGUUUGGUGGAGAAUGGGCCAAUCUACGAUAAGAUUCUGAACAACCUGAAACAAAAGAACUUGGAUGUUACUAGGGAUCUAGUUCUGGGACCAAUUGCAGACUUCAGAAAAGAGUACGUGGCAAGUCCACAGUUUCAACAUCAAGUAAACUCUUUCGUCGAAUCUUUCAAUCCUUCCCAACCACAAUUUUGUACUCCCAUUAAGACUCGCCAUGACCCAGCUGACGCCUUCAUCUCACCAUUGCCUGUUAAAAAACCUAUACAAACAAAAAUUGGUGCCCUCAUGAAACAAGAUACGCCAAUGCGGAAAGUCAAGUUCGGAGGAGUUAGUGUUAUCUAUGAUUUAGGACUUCCAAUCGAUGCUGAGUACGAGAAAGAUCAAGUCUUUGCCAAAGUGGUGAAUUCAGAACAACUGAAGAAUGCCCUCCAGAUGAAUCCGAGUCACUGGAGAGGUAAGCAAGUAGCGAUUUCACUCUCUCCACUGCCUCCAGACUUUGAAGAUGAACCAGAACUAAGCGACGAUACAAAAGAGAAGCUCAAAGAACUUGGUUUGAAUAUUAAUGCUUUACAAAGUGGAAUCGUAAAUGGACCUUAUUAUGAUAAACUCUUUGAGGCUCUCAAAGAAAAAGGAGUCGAAUAUGCCAACUGUAAGAUUUUAGCUCCGAUUGAAGGCCUCCGGGAGGAGCUUUUGAUUAAUAAACCUUUCAGUGAUGAAGUCGUAAGGUUCGUAGAACACAUUCCAAACAGUGCAAAUAUUGCCUACUCCGAAAAUGCACCACGCAUUGGUGUGCCUGGAUCACGAAGCUGUGAUUCUGGGUUUGGAUCGAAACCAUCAACCCCAAAUUAUGCCACGCAUCCUGAUUUAAAUGCUGUAGACCAAGAUCAUUCGUUGUUUGGAAUGAACGCUAGUUCUGGCAGAUUCGCCUCUAUCCCAGGCAUCGAAGAGAUGAAUAUGUAUCCGGAUGUUCAACCAAGUGCAGGAUUUCCUUCGCUUAAUAAAUCAUUCGAUAAUCUUACUCUCGGUCCCACACCACAUGCUUCACCUUCAUCGCUUCCAGUGCCGAUUUUAUCGUGUCGAGAUUGUGAAACUGCAAUUAUGAGUGGGGAAGUUGCUGUAAAAGCCGAACGAGCUGGAAAAGAAAUCGCUUGGCAUCCUGAGUGCUUUAAAUGUCAUGAGUGCCGCGAGUUGUUGGCUGAUCUGGUGUAUUUCUUUCAUGGCGGCAAUGUCUACUGUGGUCGAGAUCUGGCAAUCAUUCUCAAAAUUCCACGCUGCAAAGCCUGCGACGAACUUAUAUUUACAAAGGAGUACACGGCUGCCGAAGGUGCUACAUUCCACAUAAAACAUUUCUGUUGCUAUCAAUGCGACACUCCACUAGCUGGACAACAAUACAUUCCGGAUGAGAAGACCAAUAUGCCGCUGUGCCUUAAGUGCUACGAUACAUUCUUUGCUGAGGCUUGUCAGUAUUGCAAACAGCCCAUAGGACCUUCAGAUCAAGGUGUUGCUUGGGGAACCGUUCACUGGCAUGGAUCAUGCUUCAUUUGUGCUGGCGUUGGCUGUGCCAAGUCACUAAUUGGUGGAAGAUUUUGCGUUAAGAACAACAUGCCUUUUUGCAGUCCCGCUUGCGUCAAAAGUGUUGUGAAUUGAUCAAUUUUCGCUUAUUUUAACCUCUGAGUGCUUUGCUUUUAGAAUAAGAAAUUAGUAUUAGAACUAAGAAAUAGGAUUCCCAGUAUUUAAAAAAGAAAGUAUUCAUAUUAAUAACAAUUCAUAUGUGUCAAAUUAAGGACGACUAUUGUCGAUUAUAUUGCAGCUGUUUUUAAAAAUAUAUACUUACAUUUUUGCAUUGUGCCUAAAGUUUAUAAGUAGAAAAUCAAAAAAUAUGAACGCCAUUUCAUAUAAACUCGAAAAAAAACUUGAAUACAAAUAUAUUUUUAAAUAAAAUAA